Dicentrarchus labrax (European seabass) is the source of this 4956-nucleotide messenger RNA. RefSeq names its product solute carrier family 19 member 1 (gene slc19a1). Bases 610 to 2193 code for a protein of 527 amino acids. Gene Ontology annotation, molecular function: folic acid binding; folate:monoatomic anion antiporter activity. Gene Ontology annotation, cellular component: plasma membrane; apical plasma membrane; basolateral plasma membrane. The transcript has 6 exons. Gene Ontology annotation, biological process: folate transmembrane transport. The record is from RefSeq and is a predicted model, not a curated record. Lineage: Eukaryota; Metazoa; Chordata; Actinopteri; Moronidae.
GCUACAAGAAUGCAAUGUUUUUAAACCUAAAUACUGUUAGCCGGCGUGCUAACUAGCUCUAACUUCACACCUGUAUUUUUGGUUGACCUGCACAAACAUCACCACAGCCAGGUUCAUAGCACAUUAACAGCGAACUGCAGCUGUAGGGGAGACCCUGGCAUGCUAACACACUGUAACCCAGUGACUUGGCUUGUGUAACUUGUUUGCAUCACACCUUUAAAAUCGUCUCACGUUAACAAUGACACCAGACUCAGCUGUUGGAUAGCUUGCUGUUGGGUAAAAUGUCACAGCGUGGAAUGGAGCAAAGGUCAACAUUUUCUCUUACAUGCAAAUGGAAGCAUGUAGCACUUUAACUACAUUGUCAUAACCCUGUUAAAUGGUUCAUACUCACCAUUUCAGUAUUCCCUCGAAUGGGGAGGCCGACAGGUUGAGAGGAUACCACAGUGUUAUACCACAAGUUUUCAACCCCCAACUGCGCGGUUUGUUUGUUCUGUUUCAAGUAGGAAGUCUGCAGCUUUUCAAGUGAAAACAAAUCCUCACAUGGUGGUUUGACAGAGCACAAAAGUUACACUCUGCAUCAAAGAGUGGUCCAUAAAACCAGCUGACACAAUGGUUGCGGAUGACACAGCUGGAAGUGGGGACAGAUCAGACGGGGAGAAAGACAUGGACCUGAAGUUGCCUGCAUCUGAAGACGGAGACGUAGACAUGGCUGUUUCUGCUUCUGAGGGCCUGUCUCCCUCCGAGGGUCCCCCAGAGGAAGUCAGGGAGCCCAGAAAGUGGAAGUGGGCUGUGAUAUUCUUGUGUUUCUAUGGGUUUAUGUCAUCGAUAAAGCCUGGGGAGCCCUUCAUCACGCCAUAUCUGCUCAGCUCUGAGAAGAACUUCACCAGGGAACAGGUGACCAAUGAGAUCACUCCCGUGCUGACAUACUCCUACAUGGUUGUGCUGGUGCCAGCCUUCCUACUGACGGAUCUUCUGCGCUACAAACCGGUGCUGAUCAUCCAGGGUAUCAGCCAGGUGGUCAUCUGGCUCAUUCUGCUCCUGGGCACCACCCUCCUCGAGAUGCAGUUCAUGGAGUUCUUCUACGGCAUCACCAUGGCCUGCCGCGUUGCCUACUCCUCCUACAUCUUCUCCCUCGUCAGUCCAGUCCUCUACCAGCGCGUGGCUGGGUACUCGCGCUCCUCAGUCCUCUUGGGGGUGUUCACCAGCUCUGUGGUGGGCCAGCUCUGCAUGUCUCUGGGCAACAUCCGCUUCUACACCCUCAAUGCUAUAUCUUUGGGUUUCGUCAGCUUUGGUCUGGUGCUCUCACUGUGCCUCCCUUGGCCUAAACGCUCCCUGUUUUUCAACCGGAUGUGGAAUAAGGAGCCAAAGGAACUGGCAGCAGAAGCCAGCAGGUCCGAACUGGACAAAAUUAACCCAGCGCCAUCCUCGGCAGCCCCACCGUGCACUGCAUCACGCUGGAAGGAUUCUGUUAUGGUGCAGAUGCUGCUUGAGGUGAGAAACGUUGUGAGGAGGCCCAACCUGAGGCUCUGGUCCCUGUGGUGGGUGUUCAACUCCACAGGGUACUACCUGGUGCUGUUCUACGUUCACAUCUUGUGGAACAAAGUCGAGAACAAGCAUGUUUACAACGGGGGAGUGGAGGCAGCUUCUACCUUGCUAAGUGCGGUGACGUCCUUCAUCGCUGGCUAUGUGAAAAUUCGGUGGAACGUCUGGUCCGAGCUGGUGAUCGGUGUGAUCACAGCGCUGCAGGCAGGUCUGCUGCUCCUCAUGUACACCACAAACAGCAUCUGGGUCUGCUACGUGUCCUACGUCCUCUUCAGAGGCUUCUACCAGUUUCUGGUGCCUAUUGCCACUUUCCAGAUUGCGUCGUCCCUCACCAAGGAGCUCUGUGCCUUGGUAUUUGGCAUCAACACCUUUUUGGGGACCAUACUGAAGAGUAUCAUCAUCCUUAUAUUUGUUGACAAGAGAGGCCUGGCAUUCGACGUUCACGCUCAGUUCCUGGUGUACUUCAUUUACUUCACCAUUCUCACCUUCAUCUACGUUGUCUGCGCUGCUGUGGUCUUAAUCGGUCACUAUAGAAACAAGCCCACGGAAGGAGGCGGGACCAACGAACAGGCCACGCCCACUGAGCUGCACCCUGUGGCUGCAAAUUCAGUGGCAGAAACUUUAUCUAAUGGCAAUAACGUCAACGCAUAAUGUCAAGAAACAUGUCGGUCCAGCUGAACAUUAUCUUUUGUAGAGCCCGCUUUUUGUGAAUACGCCCUUCAGACUCAGCGGGAUCAAUCAUUUCAACGCUCUUCUGUUGCUGGAGUGGCUUGUUCGGUGUUAGCUGCUGAGCCUUAAUCAUAGAAGUGCCUCGUCUGCUACCUAAAGCUCCUGCACUAUACCAGUCAGACUGCUGGUGUCUUGUGUCUGACGUCUCAAUGUAAAGUAAAUUCUACUUUUUUUUAUUUAAUACGAAGCACUAUGUACUAUGCUUUCACAUUGUGGCAAAUCAUCUUCAACACAAAGACGGGACCAUUAAUGUAAUGGCCAGAAUUGAGCCUUUUUUUGUGUAUUUUGUACAGGAAACAGGAGAAUUAGUUGUAACAUGCCGAACUGUCCUGUUUCAGUGACGGUGAGGUUCAUGAUUACUAUGUGAUCACUAAAUAUUACAUUAAAAUAGUCUGCAGCUUUGAAAGACAUCACACAUUUUAUUUUUCUCAUUGACACUCCUAUUAUAUCUAAUGUUACACCCACCUCCAUGAUUACGUUAUUUCAAAAUUGACCAUAUCAGUAUACUUGCAUUUUAGAUACGGUUUACCUUUCUGUAUGAAUAAUCACAUCACACUGUUAUAUAAUCAGAAGAUAAAGGGUAUCUAAUUCCCUUGUAUCAGUUUAUUUGAAGCUGUAAACUGCAGAUUUUAUGCAGUAUGUUAAAUUAUAUUACUGUAUUAAUGCUGUUAAAACAGGCUACAGAAUGUGUUUAUAAUCAUUUGAGAAAGUAAUGUUUAGAAAUAUUUUCACACUAAUAUAGACUUAUUUGUUUAAAGACACAACUGAAUUUCAUUAUUAGAAAUGUGAUAUUUCUUCUUAGUGUUUUCAGCAGUACGUCGGGUGCAGAUACUGCCUGAUAGGUGGAAAACAAAGCACCAGUUGAUAUCAUUGCUGCUAAUUCGGCGCCUGUGACUCUACGUACCGUUUCGACAAAGGAGGACUUCGACCCCUAAAACCUGGUUGUUUUUAUUUUAGGUUCAAGUACGGCUGUUUUUACAUUGAUCAAAAACUGCAGGAAGCAUAUGACCUGCAGAGAAUAUAGGAACGCAGUGUUAUGUGAUGCAGCAGUGCAAACAUUCAGCAGGUUUUUAAAUGUCCAUUUGCUUCCUUUAAAAGCAGAUGUGGCCUUUAUUUAUAUUUUGAAUAAAAAGGAUCUUUCUUACAAUAUAUAGGAACAACAGUAGGAGUUUUGAGUUGGAUUGUACUUACAUUCAGAAUGUAUAGAUAUUUUUUACAUUUUUGAUUGAAAUAAUUGCUGAGAAAUAACUGUGAACCUGUCUGAAUGCUGUAAAAAAGAAAACACACUAAUAAUAUGUUUAUUUUUUUAUUCACAAAUAAAUUACAUUUGGUGGAUAAAAAGUUUGAUGCUUUUUUGGAGUCAGUACUAAACCAUCAUGUUCAUUACUUAAGUAUGAAAGUUUAAGUGCCUUGCUCAGUGACCUCGAAAUCAGUCCUUAUUUGUGGAGAACAAGUUAAAGAUAUGUUGAUUUUAUCCCUUAAAGCCUAAGAAUGUCUUCUUUUGUCAAUUUGUCACAGUUUUUGUUUCUUAUAUAUAUUUGUAUGUCUUGUUAUAAUUUAUUGAUUUGAAACAUUUUGGAGCUCUGAAGAGGAAAAAAAAAUCCAAUAUUUUACAAUGUAAUAGGGUGUGUUUCUCAAAGAGGGCAUCAAAUCAUCAGCAGAGAAAAUUACUUGUUUUUGGAACAUGAAAACAAAACAUUGCAGAUGCCAUUGCAAAAAAGAACCAUACAUUAAAUAUACCAUAUGUUCAUAUUAAAGCCUCCACUUCACUGUGCACAAUGAUGUAUGUGCAGAGGUUGACACUAGAAAGAUGUUUUUACAUUCAUCUGCAAAAAUUGGAAAGUUUCUCUGUGCUCAUUGAAAAUCUGAUUGUAAUGAGCAUGAUUUGUGUAAGUUAGAUUUUUUCAGAAUUGUUGGUGGAAAAAACAUAUUCGACACAUUAUUGUUUGAAGCAGACUAUUAGUAUAUAUGUCUUAAUAAACGUCUGUAGAUCAUUUCCAUGAAGGUAAAAUGUGAUGAUAAAUUGUUGAUCUUUAAGGGGUUUUGUGGCUGAAGUCCUAUUUGAUUUAAAUGUUAUGUUGAUUUACAACCUACUGUUUAGUAUCAACUGCACAGUUCUCUUUAGCACACAAUUAUACAACUAAUUAGUAUUUUAGAUGCUACUACCUGUGAGGUACUAGGUUUAUAGACAAUGGGUUUGUAAAUGUGACUUGUUUUGUCAGCUGUAGUUGCUGCUCACAGCACGAAGAGACCUUUGAUUCUUAUGUUUUUCUGCAUUUCUUUUUUUUUUUUUUUUUUACAUUGUUUAUACAGCUGAACUCGGUGAUGUGAUGAAACUCCUCUGGGCUUCUAGCCUGAGAGCAUGUUCAAGAACUGGUUUCUCCUCCUCAUGGAAAUCCUGUGUUUAACUGUCUACAGAUCCAAUAUUCAAGGAACAGGAAACGUCUGUCAGGCAGAGUAAUUAAGUGAGACCUGUAUUGAGUUGUUUGCUGCUGGACAGUCAGUGGUCUUGCCCUUUAGCCCUGAAGUCCUUUCAGUAAGCAGUGACUCAGCAGUUCACCCAGACAGUCAGUCAUUCAGUGUUGCAUUUACACCAGAUGCAUCAUUCAGUGUUAAAUUGACAUUGUAUAAGUGUGAACCUUUGUUCAGUUUGUUACAUUCAACAAUAAAUUGGCAGUAAUUUGA